Notodromas monacha is the source of this 3237-nucleotide messenger RNA. The record is from the annotation of a GenBank genome assembly. NCBI's taxonomy places the organism in Eukaryota, Metazoa, Arthropoda, Ostracoda, Podocopida, Cyprididae.
GUGAAGUGUUCUUACUUUUUUGCAGGCCGAAGGGGAUAAUUCGCUUCUUGCCUAUAGUGAUGAUACGAGGUCGAAUCGUUCUCCGGAUUUGAAAUGAUGUAAUUGUGAACCGAAGGCAACUUAAAUACUUCAUGAGUGCUCUCUGUAUGUGGUGUCAAUUUCGGUUACGCGUUCAUUUUACUGCCCUUCUUCCUGGCCAUGUGAAGGGACCUGGAUAUAUCAAGUAUUCCCCGUUGUCACCGUGUUGUCGAUCUCGUCAUUUUAUAGUUUCUUUCGAUAUACUUCACCAUCACGAGAUUUCAGUGGUUUCACUCAUGUUGAGCUUGACUGCUUUGGAAUCGGUUUGGCUUUUUGCACGAAAGUGAAAUACAGCACGAUACCGUACCUCAUGAGAAAAAAAGCGUUGGCACGAUUUGUUUUGCAGACGAAGUAGAAUGAGUCAUACUGAUGAGAAAGAUUUUGAAACGGACAAGGUGUCUCUUCUUUCAGAAGAAUUAGAACAGACGAACAUGAAGGCGCAGGACAGUAUGACUCGGAAAUAUUUGGAGAUCACCGGGGUUAUUGCCUUGUAUUGGGUGGUUUCCAUCUCGAUUGUGAUGCUCAACAAACAGCUUUUGGGUGGACGAGGGAUGGAAGGAGGACUUGACGCUCCGUGCUUCAUUACGUGGUUUCAAGCAGUGUGGUCGAUUUUUGUGAUACGGAUUUGUGGAAGGUAUUCCUGGGCUGGUGGCUCUGGACGUCUCGAUCUCUCAUGUGAUGCAAAAAGUUUGAAAUCAAUUUUGCCUCUUUCCAUUGUCUUCGUUGGAAUGGUGACUUCCAACAAUUUGUGCAUCAAAUUUGUGGGAGUUGCAUUCUACUACGUGAAUCGCUCUUUGACGACUGUAUUCAAUGUGAUUCUCUCCUACGUGUUCUUGAGUCAGACGCAUUCUAAAUAUGCGUUGUUUUGGUGUGUCAUUAUCUUGGUCGGAUUUUUCAUCGGAGUUGACCAGGAAACCGCAUCAGGUUUGUCGCUUUUGGGGGUGAUUCCUGGAGUUCUUGCGUCGCUGCUUGUUGCAUUGAACGCUAUUCUGACCAAGAAAUACCUUGCAUGUGUUGAUGGGAGCAUUCUUCGCCUGGGAUAUUUGAACAACGUGAACGCCGCUAUUAUAUUCAUCCCUCUAAUACUUUUGAGUGGCGAGGUUAAAGUUCUCAUGAGCUUUAAAGAUUUGAACACCGUUUAUUUCUGGACUGUAAUGUCUAUUUCCGGUGUUCUCGGCUUCGCCGUGGGCACGGCAUCAGCUCUUCAAAUCAAAGUAACUUCGCCGCUUACACAUAAUGUGUCUGGAACUGCAAAAGCAAGUGCGCAGACGAUUCUUGCAGUGUUGUAUUACGAAGAGUUUAAAACAGCGGUUUGGUGGACCUCGAAUUUCGUUGUCCUCUUGGGAAGCAUGGGUUAUACUCGUGCGAAGCAAUUGGAAAUGGAAGAAGGAAAAAAGAAGCAGAAUCAGUCCAAAGAUAUUGAAAAAUGUUGAAGUUAUCUCCCAGCAAAAAAUUUGAGCAUUCAUGAACCCAUUGAAAACCCAUUCAAAAAUGGCCAAUCUUGCCCAUUCAGAAAAUGGUCUUACAAGAAUCUUUGAACUAUUUUACUGGGCAUUCAACUUACGCCCAAAUGAAUGGGUCAGUAAAUGCCUUGGUGAAUGGGUGCACUCAGGCCAAAAAAUUUCGAAUACCAAAUUUUUUGCUGGGCAGAGAGGACGUUUUAAGAGAAGAACACCUCAGUUUUGUUGGAUUGACGUUUGUCUUGCUUUUCGGCGGUGUUUUUGUGAUUUCGUCUGUGAUUUUAUUUCCAAAACUGGACAUUUUGUUGUUGAUCGCACGUUGGAUUUGUUGCAAAAGACAGCACUCUUUUUUCGAAUCACGUAUUUUUUUCUUGUACAGUAUAUUUUUUCGAUUUCCUAAGGGUGCUUGAUCGUUCAUGUUCAUUAAUUGUUCAGGAUGCAUUGCUGCUUUAAAAACGGGAUUCUUGGGGCCCUUGCCGUAUCAAUCUGUGCCGUUGCUGUCAAUUUUUCUUUGAAUGGAUUUGGCAGUACGAAUAAACCCUGUCAGCCUAUGGACCAGGGUUGCGAUCUUCAGUUGUUGAGAAAGAUUUCCAUCCUUAUUCCUCCUAGCGGACGUUCUUUGCCUCCGUAUUACAACAUCAGCGAAUCGCAGUUAUUUUUUAUAACGCAGAAUCAUUCUCAGGAAUUCGUUGACGGAAUCCAGGGAAUGUGUAAUGAAUGCUGUUGCAGUGUGCGUCUGCUUAAAAAUGAUCGAGUUCCGCAAUCCGUGAAUGACAACGGAGAAUUUCCUGACGUGCGUCGCAAAUACGUUUCUCAUUUGAUCAUCACGAGUACUUCGAAGGAUCAGAAAUGGAUGAGCGUCGUUAUUGCAUUUGUCACUUGGCGUGCAAAUGCGAAGUACUUUUGGGUACCGGGAAUAUCACCAGAAGAAACUGGGACGGAGUUGCUAGGGAAUCUACGAAAUGAUUCCGUGGUUUUAAUACGAAAUGGUACCUUUGACUGGCGGUUGGAGUCCGCAGAUAGGAGAGAUUACCUCACACCUCUAUUCAUUCCGUGCGACAAUGCCAUUCGAAAAGAGUUCGCGAAUAAAUAUCCGUCGUCUCUGACUACUGGAUCAGCUGGAGAUUUAAUCCGGCAUAAGGUGAAGAAGAUGUUGUUCCGGGCCAAACUGGCAUUGGAUACUCUGGGGGUUCCUUUUUGGCUGAGCAGUGGAACCUGUCUUGGAUUCUUUCGUCAAUGCGAUGUUAUUCCUUACACGGAUGAUGUGGAUAUCGGAGUUUUUGCCUCGGACUAUAAUGAAGACAUAGUCAAUGAAAUGGAACGUGCGGGUUUCACGCCAUUGCAUAGAUUUGGAGUGUUGAACGACAGUCUGCAAUUGUCUUUCAUGCAUACCUGGUUUAAACUAGACAUAUUUUUCUUCUACGACGAAGGCGACAUCUUCUGGAAUGGUGGAACCGACUUGAGUACGGGGGAAAAAUUCAAGUAUCCGUUCCCGAAGUUCAAGUUGUGUUGGACUGAAUUUUUGGAUCUUUUGGUUCGAGUUCCUUGUCCAUUGGAGCCAUAUAUUCAAGCAAAUUAUGGCCCAUCAUGGUUUCAUCCCGUGAUGCAGUGGGAUUGGAAAGCAAGUGCUUCCAAUGUCAUGUCCAAUGGGUUCUGGCGGGCUGAAGACGAAGCUAUUCAACUUUUUACAAACCACUGA